AUGGAUGGAGACUCGACUCAUUACAUGCCAGGGGCUUCAUUCGAGCACCUUGUCGCGUUGACGCCUACGCAGCCUAGGGUGGUCGGGACGCGAUCGUCACAGGUUCUAGAGCUCCCCAAGCUUUCGAAGGGCGAGGCGAGGGUGGGAUGGACCCAUCGAUAUGUGCACAAUCGCCGCCAAGCGGGGGCGCUUGCCCUGUACGGGCUGUUAUGCGGCUUAUCGUUCUGGUGGAAGUGCUCGCUGUUUCCAUGGGAGCCUUUGGUGGGGUACGGCAUGUGCAUCGCCAAAGGCAGCGCCCAGGUGGUCGUCGUAAAUUGCUGUGUGGCCCUACUGCUCCUCAGCCGAUCCAUUCUUCAUUUCAUCAAGGCCAAACCCUUCCUCUGGCGGAUCUUCCCUCUCGAAGAUCACAUGGUCCUCCACAAGAUCUCCGGUGGAGUCAUGUGUCUGUCUGCGUUGGUCCAUACUUCUGCGCACGUUGCGAACCUCGUCAAUACGUACUCGGCCGACCCCACCGAGCUCCAGUCGUCGUAUUACGUUCGCCACAUCCCUCUGUUUCUUGUGGGAUUGCCCCCCUUCGGCAACGUGGUCCGAGCCAUUCCCAUGUGGACAGGAAUCGUCCUGCUAGUCCUCCUGUUCAUUGCGCUACCCCCCACGCUCCUUCCAAGCGUCCGGCGGCGAUUCCACAAUGUAUUUUGGUGCACCCAUCUCUUCCUCAUACCAUUUUUGAUCGUGACGUGCUUCCAUGGAGCCACGGGGUGGUUUCAAAUGCCCCAAGCGUUCCUGUGGAUUGUGCCCCCGCUGGUCUUGUACGUUUUGGAGCGGCGACUGCGAUACUUCAAGCGGUGGACAACCCCCGUCUUGAUCCACGAGGCCAAGAUCUUUCCCGACGCAAUCGCGCUGGACCUCAUCAAGCCGCCAGAGUUCUCCUUUGUGCCUGGGAUGUUUGUUUACCUCAACGUGCCUGUUCUUGGGCGCCAUGAAUGGCAUCCGUUCUCGAUCUCGUCGGCGCCGGACGACCCGCAUUUGAGCUUUCGCAUCCAAGCGGUGGGCGAUUGGACAAUUGCCUUACUCCAGCGUUUGCAAGUGGCCUCCUUUCUGGACGAACCAUGGCCACUCGUUCACUUGGACGGGCCAGUGGGCGGGCCCACAGUCGAAUGCCGUCGAUUUCAAGUCGUGGUGCUGAUCGGAGGCGGGUCGGGGGUAACGCCGUUUGUGUCUGUUGUCCGCGACUUCUUGAAUUGUCCGCCGUUGGAGGAUGGCACGAAAAAGAUGUAUUUUCACUGGGUCACGCGGCACGAGAGCGCUUUGGAGUGGUUUGACACAACGCUGCGCGAUCUAAAUGCGCAUGGCCAUCCUCGCUUGGACGCGCGUCUGUACGUAACCCAACCGAACAACGAGGUGGAGCAAGCCGCGCACCACCACCAGUUUCGAAACGAACGGCCAAGGUGGGUGCCGAUUUUUGACGAGCUCGAGCGCGACCACCCGGAGGCAACGGUGGGGGUGUUUUACUGUGGGCCACACGCGCUCGAAGUGGAGCUCCGGGCAAUCUGUCGCGCCCGGCACAAGGCGACAUUCUACUUUUACGCCGAAUCGUACUAUUGA
This is a messenger RNA of Aphanomyces invadans, 1602 nucleotides long. RefSeq lists its product as hypothetical. Gene Ontology annotation, molecular function: oxidoreductase activity. The coding region runs from base 1 to 1602 and encodes 533 amino acids. The transcript has a single exon. Lineage: Eukaryota; Oomycota; Saprolegniomycetes; Saprolegniales; Verrucalvaceae. Gene Ontology annotation, cellular component: plasma membrane. The record is from RefSeq and is a predicted model, not a curated record.